UAUAGUCAAAAUCUUUACCUUUUAUCAAUUUGAAGAGCUCAGUUCAGCAGCUGGCAUGAAGAAAGCCUCUCAAACUUCACUGCCUGCUUUGCUUCCUCCAUGGUUUCUAUGUAAUCAUCAGGUUCACUGAUGUGUCACUUCAACACCAAACGGACUCACCUGACCUUCACCUCGACCCCACAGUGUCUGCUAACGAGUCUGGGUUACAGCCGGGCUUCGCUGCCCUUUGUUCCUUCACCGUUCAACCAACCAAAUAUUUGUGAUGCUUCACAUUCUUGCUCAGUCAGGCCGCCAAACCCCCGCAACGCUAUGGAUAUUCGAGACUGUCCCUUCCGGAAGAAGCGGAGACCGUGGCGCAUCGGCUUCCCAUCCUUCGCCCUGCUGACUGUGGCGCUCACCCUGUGCCAGACCACCGUGGCUCGGGCAGAUCCAGUGGACGUGUUGCGUGCUCUGCAGGUUCCCUCUCUCCCUGAGGGUGUGAAGAAAGUCCCAGGCUUCUGCACAACCCGUCGCUCCAGCAGCCCUGAUCAUGCUUACCGUAUCACCAAGAAGGCCCAGAUCUCAGCCCCCACUAAGCAGCUCUUCUCAGGUCGUUUCCCAGAGAACUUCUCCAUCAUGACUCUGAUCAAGCCCCAGGCUGGUCUGCAGGCUUUCCUCCUCUCCAUCUACAGUGAGCAGGGGAUCCAGCAGUUGGGCAUCGAACUGGGACGCUCACCUGUUUUCCUGUAUGAGGACCAGCAUGGCAAACCAGCUCCUGAGGAUUACCCACUCUUCAGAGGCAUCAACCUGGCUGAUGGCAAGUGGCAUCGGAUCGCGUUCUCUGUUUCAAAGAAAAAUGUGACACUGCUGCUGGACUGUAAGAAGAAGAUGACCCGUCCUCUGGCCCGAGGAAAUAAUGCUGAGGUUGACACCAACGGCAUCACCGUGUUUGGAGCUCGUCUGCUUGAUGAAGAAGUUUUCCAGGGAGACAUCCAGCAGCUGUUAAUUGCCUCCAACCCUCAGGCAGCAUAUGACUUUUGUGAACACUACAGCCCUGACUGUGACUCCCCUCUGCCCAAAACCCAAGCUCAGGACCCCAACACAUACUACUUUGAUGAGGAGCAGGAUGACCAUGAAUACCCCUAUUAUUAUGAGGAAAAACAGGCUUUCCCUCCAAGUAAAUCUAAACCCACAUCUGCUCCUGCUAAGAUUCCUGUCAAACAGGAUGUAGACACUGAAUAUUCUGAGGCUGGCCACACCGCUACAGACACCGAUUAUUACUAUGAGGAGAUGGUUCCACAGCCAGACGGUGAGGUGAUUGGACAAGAAGAGAUACCUGUUCAGCCCCAGGUAGAACCAGCCCUGGACGGAGAGGAGUUAGAUGCCACAAAGACAGGCGGUGUGGGAGAAGAAGUCUUCACUGAGGAGUAUGUGACUGGAGACGUGGGCAUGAAGGAAUAUGAUUAUUCCUACAAAGACUACAGUGACCCAGUACCAGAGACCGGAGAGGCUGAUGGCUACAUUGGGCCCGCCUUGUCCGCUGUGACCGAUGAGGGAGGCGCCGGCAUCAGCGGCCAGAAAGGAGAGAAGGGAGAACCAGCUGUUUUGGAGCCUGGAAUGCUGAUUGAAGGUCCUCCAGGGCCUGAAGGACCUGCUGGGCUUCCAGGACCUUCUGGUCCUUCUGGACCCCCCGGCUCAGUGGGUGACCCUGGUGAGAGGGGUCCUCCUGGUAGGGCGGGACUGCCUGGUGCCGAUGGAGUUCCUGGACCUCCUGGAACCUCAGUCAUGCUGCCUUUCCGCUUUGGACAGAGUGGAGGAGAUAAAGGUCCGGUUGUUUCUGCACAGGAAGCCCAGGCAGCAGCCAUCUUGUCUCAGGCCAGGAUGGCUCUGAAGGGACCGCCUGGACCGAUGGGAUUCACUGGACGCCCAGGACCCCUGGGAAAUCCAGGAAGUCCAGGUUUGAAAGGAGAGAGUGGAGACCCUGGUUCUCAGGGCCCCAGGGGUCCCCAGGGUUUGCUGGGUCCUCCAGGAAAAUCUGGAAGAAGAGGUCGUGCUGGUGCUGAUGGAGCCAGGGGAAUGCCAGGAGAGACUGGAACCAAGGGUGAUCGUGGUUUUGAUGGCCUUCCUGGUUUGCCUGGUGAUAAAGGGCACAGAGGUGACCCGGGUCCAAUGGGACUGCAAGGAUCUCCUGGAGAGGAUGGAGAGAGGGGAGACGAUGGAGACGUUGGACCUAGGGGUCUCCCAGGUGAACCCGGACCUCGUGGUUUGCUUGGCCCUAAAGGUCCUCCAGGAAUCUCUGGACCUCCUGGUGUAAGAGGAAAUGAUGGACCUCAUGGUCCCAAAGGAAACUUGGGUCCACAAGGUGAGCCAGGACCUCCAGGUCAGCAGGGAACUCCAGGAACUCAGGGAAUGCCAGGACCGCAGGGGGCGAUCGGACCACCAGGAGAGAAAGGCCCCACUGGAAAACCAGGUUUGCCUGGAAUGCCAGGAGCUGACGGCCCUCCUGGUCACCCAGGAAAGGAGGGGCCUUCUGGCACUAAAGGAAAUCAGGGUCCCAACGGUCCUCAGGGAGCGAUUGGUUACCCUGGACCUCGUGGCAUUAAGGGAGCUCAAGGAAUCCGGGGCCUAAAGGGUCACAAAGGAGAGAAGGGUGAAGACGGAUUCCCAGGAAUUAAGGGAGAUUUUGGUGUCAAGGGAGAAAGGGGUGAGAUUGGAGUACCUGGACCUAGAGGAGAGGACGGUCCUGAGGGGCCAAAGGGUCGUGUUGGACCCCCUGGUGAGCUUGGAACAAUUGGCCUCGCUGGGGAGAAGGGAACAUCUGGAAGCGAGGCCCUCCUGGUCCUCCUGGAGAGAGGGCUUGCCUGGACCUCAGGGAGCAAGGCUUGCCCCAAAGGACCUCCUCAGCACAGAUUAUCUGUUCAUUCAGUUUCUCUUCUGCAGGGUUUCCAAGGUAAAAUGGGUCCACCCGGACCGCCUGGAGUUGUUGGACCUCAGGGUCCGUCAGGAGAAACUGGCCCCAUGGGUGAGCGGGGCCACCCUGGCCCCCCUGGUCCACCUGGAGAGCAGGGGCUCCCUGGUCAGUCAGGGAAAGAGGGCACUAAGGGCGACCCCGGGCCCCCAGGAGGUCCUGGAAAAGACGGGCCCCCAGGUCUGAGAGGUUUCCCCGGAGAGAGAGGACUUCCUGGAACCCCUGGUGGAGGAGGACUGAAAGGAGGAGAAGGACCUGCUGGGCCUCCUGGACCUGCUGGUUCUCCUGGUGAGAGGGGCCCAGCUGGAACUGCCGGACCUGUGGGGCCUCCGGGCCGACCCGGUCCUCAGGGGCCUCCUGGACCAGCUGGAGAGAAAGGAGUCCCAGGAGAAAAAGGACCUAUUGGUCCAGCGGGUCGAGACGGAGUUCAAGGACCGGUGGGUCUGCCAGGUCCUGCUGGAUCACCUGGAGUACCUGGAGAGGAUGGUGAUAAGGGUGAGGUUGGAGAACACGGUCAGAAAGGAGCCAAGGGAGGAAAAGGAGAGCAUGGUCCUCCUGGCCCACCUGGUCCAAUGGGUCCAGUCGGUCAGCCUGGUCCUGCUGGUGCAGAUGGGGAACUGGGCCCCAGGGGCCAGCAGGGGCCGUUUGGCACUAAAGGUGAUGAUGGGACUCGAGGAUUUCCAGGAGCUCCAGGACCAAUCGGACUGCAGGGACUUCCUGGGCCACCGGGUGAGAAGGGAGAAACUGGCGAUGUUGGACCUCUGGGGCCUCCAGGACCUCCUGGACCUCGCGGCCCUGCUGGUCCCAACGGAGCCGACGGUCCUCAAGGUCCUCCUGGUGGUUUAGGCAAUCCUGGACCUCUUGGAGAGAAGGGAGAACCUGGUGAAGCUGGACCUCCUGGUGUUGGAGGAGAGCCUGGAAAGAAGGGGCCUCGUGGAGAGCGUGGAGAAAAAGGAGAGGCUGGACAACCUGGAACUGCUGGACCUGCAGGAGGAAGAGGACGACCCGGAGACGACGGACCCAAAGGAAACCCAGGUCCUGUUGGUUUCCCUGGUGACCCCGGACCCCCUGGUGAGGUCGGACCCAGAGGUCAAGAUGGGGCCAAAGGUGAGCGAGGAGAGGACGGUGAACAGGGAGAGUCGGGUUCCCCGGGACCUCCUGGAGAGAAUGGACCUCCUGGUCCGCCAGGAAAGAGGGGUCCUGCUGGAACAAGAGGAGCAGAAGGACGACAAGGAGAGAAAGGAACCAAAGGAGACCCCGGUGCCGUUGGACCUCCUGGAAAAACUGGACCUGUUGGUCCUCAGGGUCAACCAGGAAAACCAGGAACAGAAGGUCUGAGAGGUCUGCCAGGAUCAGUGGGAGAGCAAGGAGCUCCAGGAGCUGCUGGACAGAAAGGACCGCCUGGACCGAUGGGACCUCCGGGUCUGCCUGGUCUGCGUGGAGAACCCGGAGCGAAGGGAGAGAAGGGCCACCAGGGUCUCAUUGGUCUGAUUGGACCUCCAGGCGAGCAGGGAGAGAAGGGAGACCGAGGUCUGUCUGGGCCGCAGGGGUCCACUGGACCCAAAGGAGAGCCGGGUAUGGCUGGAGGCACCGGACCUCUCGGCCCAGCUGGUCCUCCUGGUCUUCCUGGACCCCAAGGUGUCAAAGGAGCAAAGGGUGCAACAGGAGGAUCUGGUCCAAAAGGAGAAAAGGGAGUACAGGGACCUCCUGGAGAGCCUGGUCCACCAGGCGACGUCAUUCAGCCGAUCCCCAUCCAGAGGAGUCCCAAGUCCAAACGCUCCAUUGAUGCCAGUCAGCUGCUGCCGGAGUUCGACCCGGAGAUGCCGGCGUCGGACACGGCCGGCGCAGAGUUCCUGAUGGGCAGCGAGGGCAUGGAGGAGAUCUUCGGCUCUCUGAAUUCACUGUGGCGCGAGAUCGAGACGAUGCGCUUCCCUGUUGGCACACAGGACAGCCCGGCCCGCACCUGCCAGGACCUCCACCUCAGCCAGCCAGAACUCAAGGAUGGAGAAUACUGGAUUGAUCCCAACCAGGGCUGCUCCAGAGAUUCCUUCAAGGUCUUCUGUAAUUUCACUAGUGGAGAAACGUGUCUGCACCCCAGAAAAGGCAUCGACACGGUAAAGAUGAACACCUGGGCCAGAGAGACUCCAGGCUCUUGGUACAGUCAGUUUGCCUCUGGCAGUAAGUUCUCCUACGUGGACUCCAACGGUGCGCCCAUAGCUGUGGUCCAGCUGGGCUUCCUGCGUCUCCUGAGCGUCCAGGCCCGUCAGAACCUAACAUACCACUGCCACCGCUCAGUGGCCUGGGCCGACCGAAGUGCCAAGAACAACCACAAGAGGGCGCUGCACUUCAGAGGCGCCAACGACGAGGAGCUGAGCUACGAGAACAACCCUUACAUCAAAGCGCUGAUCGACGGCUGCUCUUAUCGUAAAGGCUUUGACAGGACAGUCCUGGAGAUCAACACGCCGCAGCUGGAGCAUCUCCCUCUGCUGGACAUCAAGGUGACAGACUUUGGGGAGAGCAACCAGCAGUUUGGCUUUGAACUGGGACCUGUCUGUUUCCAGGGCUAAACACACAAACACACACCACGCAGAACACACACCAACACUCCCACACACACACACGCACUUAAACAUGCACACGUGAUCAACAUACAUGCCCAGUAAUUUGUAAAUUAACUUGUAAAUGACAUUAAAUACAUAAAACCCACACAGAAACACACACUCACUCUCACUUAUGCGCCUCGGGAAACAUUUCCCCAGCGGCUAACGGACUUAAAAACACAAGAGAAGUGAAAUUAAACUUGUGAAGAGGAGAACGACGACUGGGAGCGUGACGGCAUAGAAGGAGGAAAAAACCAGGAGAGAACAUUCCUUGGAAUAAAACGUUAUUUUCACGAGCAACAGGAAGGAUCCGGCCUGAGAUGGAAGAUGGAGUCGGCGGCACGACGCCUGCAGCUCCCUGGUCUCCAGUCCCACCUCAUUCCUCCCCCAUCCCACUUCCUCCUCCCUCCACCCAGAUCUCCUGCUCUACCUCCCCCACCUCCUUCUGAAAAGAGUCACAUGCAAACUUCAUCUCCAGGUUUAUCGUGCAAAGCAACAUGAUUAACAGUCACUUUAAAAAACUGAAAAGUAGCACCUAUCUUCCUAUAAAAUAUUUUAUUUACUUUGGUUUGCAGCUUUACUGUUAUACAACAACUUGAAUAAAAGUUAUUGACGUUUUUGAAGUGCCUUGUUUUACCUCAUGAAUAAAAUCUGAAUUCAGGCUGAAACAGUGGAAACAAAACUCAGAUUUGAACCAGAAACAAACAUCGUUGCACAUCUAAACUUUGGGUUAUUUCUGGGUGGUAACUGGUUUUGUUUCUUCGUGUUAAUCAUGUUGCUUACAUGUAAACUCAUCCUGCUUCACAUCAGGAGGAACCAAAGAGUUGAUGUCACCAGAUAAAAACAGGGGCCUCACCACAUGAUCUCUGCAGGGUCUUACUUAUCUGAUUCUUUAUUAUCUUCAUCCUGAGCUUCUGUAACGUGAACUUUCUGCUCUGUAAAACAUCAUCGACACCCUGAGGUUUUACCUUUUGUUGCCUAACAUGAUUCCCUGCUUAAAUGAUUAUUAAAAUCUGUCUGAAGGUGCUUUUAAACUCAGCAUUUUUGUUCGUUGGACAAACUGCUGCUGACAUAAAAUAACAGCUGAUGCCUCCAUCAGUGACGUUAAAGCCAUUUUUAUAAGCUGUGCUGAACAUGAAUAUUUCUGGUGCCUUUGUAAAGAAAACAAUCCAAAAUGGCCUCAGCAUGCAUGUGCAGUGACUGUCUGUACGUAAACGCUCCCUUUUCAUUUGUAGGAAAGAUUUACUGAAUUAAACUGUGUAUCAAGGUGCUAAUUAUACAAAACUCCAUUUUUAGUCUCUUUUCUAUUUCACAAAGCGUUUUAGGAGGGAAAUGUGCAUUACAGUACAUUUGUACAGAAAUAGCAAUAUUUUAUUGUAUUUAUUUAAAACAGGGUGCUUUGAGAAUAAAAUAAGAACUAUUAUUUCAGACAGAUGUGUGUUUCAGUUGUAUUUAUUUUAAAGCGGCUCAACUGAAGCGAUUGAUUUGCAUGUUAUGAUCUCAGUCAGCCGGAGCUUCUGUCCAAA
Messenger RNA from Gambusia affinis (western mosquitofish), 7073 nucleotides. RefSeq names its product collagen alpha-2(XI) chain-like. Bases 130 to 5514 code for a protein of 1794 amino acids. NCBI's taxonomy places the organism in Eukaryota, Metazoa, Chordata, Actinopteri, Cyprinodontiformes, Poeciliidae. Gene Ontology annotation, cellular component: collagen trimer. The transcript is spliced from 62 exons. Gene Ontology annotation, molecular function: extracellular matrix structural constituent. Gene Ontology annotation, biological process: cartilage development; sensory perception of sound; collagen fibril organization. The record is from RefSeq and is a predicted model, not a curated record.